GGCCCAGCAGCUGGACGGCAGCGACCCCUCAGGGUGGGAGCCAGCUCUCGGAAGAGACUGGGCACAGGACAUGGAUUGCUGGGGGGCCUUUUUCCUCUGCCUAUGCUUCAUGACUUCUCAGAGUGAGACAAUGGAGACAUCCCAAGAACCCCUGCUCUGGAUGGAGAAACUAGAGGUGAUGUCCGGAAGCCGCAACUCGACUUCUCUUGCUGACUCUCUCGCCCUCAGCCUCAUCCGGGGCCUGGAGUACAGGCUGUUGAACGCCAGCUUCGGGGGCAGCAACUUGACCUUGCAGACACCCACCAUCCAGUCACUGAUCUUCAAGCUGGGCUGCAACUUCGCAGGCCUGUCACUGAGCAGCACCACCAUGGAGCGGGUCCCCCAGGUCAGAGGUGGUCGGGGGGCCGGGGGGCAGCCAGUCUCACAUGCCAUGCAGUUCCCGGCCGAGCUGACCCAGGACGCCUGCAGGGCCCCCCCCAGGGAGCUGCGUCUCAUCUGCAUCUACUUCUUCACGGACUACUUUUUCCAGAAUAUCAACUCAUCUCUGCUCAAUAACUAUGUCUUGGGAGCCCAGCUGGGUCAUGGACACGUGAGCAACCUCAGCGAGCCGAUCAACAUCAGCUUCUGGCACAACCAAAGCCUGGAAGGCUACACGGUGACCUGUGUCUUCUGGAAGGAAGGAGCCAGUGAACACUACUGGGGGCUCUGGAGCCCCGAGGGCUGUCGCACAGAGAAGCCCUCACCUUCCCAGGUGCUCUGCCGCUGCAAUCACCUCAGUUACUUUGCUGUUCUCAUGCAACUGUCCCUAGCCCCAGUCCCAGCAGAGCUGCUGGCGCCUCUCAUGUACAUCUCCCUGGUGGGCUGUAGCAUCUCCAUCGUGGCCUCACUUCUCACUACUCUGCUGCACUGCCAAGCCAGGAAGCAGGGUGACUCCAUAACACGCAUCCACAUGAACCUGCAUGCCUCCGUGCUGCUCCUGAAUGUCGCCUUCCUGCUGAGUUCUGAGCUGGCCAAGCCCCCCGAGUCCGGGGCAGCAUGCACAGCGCUGGCCGCCAUCCUGCACUUUGCUCUGCUCAGCUGCCUCACCUGGAUGGCCAUCGAAGGCUUCAACCUCUACCUCCUCCUUGGGCGCGUCUACAACAUCUACAUCCGCCGAUACUUGCUCAAGCUCUGUGCAGUGGGCUGGGGAGUCCCGGCCCUCCUGGUGCUGUUCCUUCUUGUUGUCAAGAGCUCAGUGUAUGGACCCCACACAAUUCCACUCUCCGACAGCCAGGGAAAUGGCACGGGCUUCCGGAACAUGUCCAUAUGCUGGGUACGGAACCCCUGGGUGCACAACAUCUUGGUCAUGGGCUACGGUGGCCUCACGUCCCUUUUUAACCUGGUGGUGCUGGUCUGGGCGCUGCGGGUCUUGCAUCGGCUACGGGCCCGGGACAAGGUGCUGAACACGCGGGCCUGCAGGGACAGCUUCACGGUGCUGGGCCUCACCGUGCUGCUGGGCACUACUUGGACCUUGGCUUUCUUUUCCUUUGGCGUCUUCCUGCUGCCCCAGCUCUUCCUCUUCACCACCUUCAACUCACUCUACGGUUUCUUCCUCUUCCUGUGGUUCUGCUCCCACAGGUGCCGCUCCGAGGCAGAGGUGGAGGCAGAGAUGGAGGCGUUCAGCUCCUCCCAGACGAUGCAGUAG
Neomonachus schauinslandi (Hawaiian monk seal) is the source of this 1684-nucleotide messenger RNA. It is a transcript of the gene ADGRG5, whose product is annotated as adhesion G protein-coupled receptor G5. The record is from RefSeq and is a predicted model, not a curated record. The transcript is spliced from 12 exons. Bases 71 to 1684 code for a protein of 537 amino acids. Gene Ontology annotation, cellular component: membrane. Lineage: Eukaryota; Metazoa; Chordata; Mammalia; Carnivora; Phocidae. Gene Ontology annotation, molecular function: G protein-coupled receptor activity. Gene Ontology annotation, biological process: cell surface receptor signaling pathway; adenylate cyclase-activating G protein-coupled receptor signaling pathway.